This is a messenger RNA of Chlorocebus sabaeus (green monkey), 5772 nucleotides long. NCBI's taxonomy places the organism in Eukaryota, Metazoa, Chordata, Mammalia, Primates, Cercopithecidae. The record is from RefSeq and is a predicted model, not a curated record.
UGGGAACUGCGCUAGCAAAGGACGCCGUGGCUAUUCGCUUAGGAGAGGAUGACAGCUGAACUGGUUGCGUGAGGAGUGAAGAGACCGUGUUUACAGUCACCGGCAGGCUGCGUAAAAAAGUGGCCCAGUGAGACAGGGAAAGUGACCCAGAAAAUUUAAUUUUGUUCAGAAUGAAAGCUGCUGUAUUUCUUUCUUUCUUUCUUUUUCUUCUUAAUUUGACGGAGUAGUAUUUUCCUUCUCUGUCGUUGAGACCAGUGGCAUUUCUAUGUUACAAACUGAAGAUAUUUGGGGUCUCGUCGGCUUGGAAUUAUCAAUGCUUGGGAGUGUGAGUGAAGAGACUCAGGAUGGCUCAGGGAUCCGGGGAUCAAAGAGCAGUGGGGAUUGCUGACCCAGAGGAGAGUUCUCCAAACAUGAUCGUCUACUGCAAAAUUGAAGACAUCAUUACAAAGAUGCAAGAUGACAAGACAGGGGGCGUGCCCAUCAGAACAGUCAAGAGCUUUCUCUCCAAAAUCCCCAGUGUCGUCACAGGUACUGACGUCGUGCAGUGGCUUAUGAAGAACCUUUCCAUUGAGGACCCAGUUGAAGCAAUACACUUGGGAAGCCUUAUCGCUGCCCAGGGCUACAUCUUUCCAAUCUCGGACCAUGUUCUCACCAUGAAGGAUGAUGGUACCUUUUAUCGUUUCCAGGCUCCGUACUUCUGGCCUUCGAACUGCUGGGAACCUGAAAACACUGACUAUGCCAUCUAUCUCUGUAAGAGGACAAUGCAGAAUAAAGCGAGGCUGGAACUGGCAGAUUACGAAGCAGAAAACUUAGCAAGACUCCAGAGGGCCUUUGCAAGGAAGUGGGAAUUCAUCUUUAUGCAAGCAGAAGCACAAGUAAAGAUUGACCGGAAAAAGGACAAGACAGAAAGGAAAAUUUUGGAUAGUCAAGAACGAGCCUUUUGGGAUGUCCACAGGCCUGUGCCAGGCUGUGUGAACACAACAGAAAUGGACAUCCGAAAAUGUCGACGUUUGAAGAAUCCACAAAAGGUUAAAAAGUCCGUGUAUGGCGUGACUGAAGAGUCCCAGGCACAGAGCCCAGUGCAUGUACUCAGCCAACCAAUCAGGAAAACAACAAAAGAGGACAUCCGGAAACAGAUAACAUUUUUGAACACACAGAUCGACAGACAUUGUUUGAAAAUGUCCAAAGUGGCUGAAAGCUUAAUUGCCUACACGGAACAAUAUAUGGAAUAUGACCCUUUGAUAACACCAGCUGAGCCAUCCAACCCUUGGAUCAGCGAUGACGUCGCUUUGUGGGACAUAGAGAUGAGCAAAGAGCCCAGCCAACAGCGAGUAAAAAGAUGGGGCUUCUCUUUCGAUGAGAUAUUGAAGGACCAGGUGGGGCGGGACCAGUUUCUACGAUUCCUGGAGUCCGAAUUCAGUUCAGAAAACCUCAGGUUCUGGCUGGCUGUCCAAGAUCUUAAGAAACAACCCCUACAGGAUGUGGCCAAGAGGGUAGAAGAAAUCUGGCAAGAGUUUCUGGCUCCAGGGGCUCCAAGUGCAAUCAACCUGGAUUCUCACAGCUAUGAGAUAACCAGUCAAAAUGUCAAAGAUGGAGGGAGAUAUACAUUUGAAGACGCCCAGGAGCACAUCUACAAGCUGAUGAAGAGUGACAGCUAUGCCCGCUUCCUCCGGUCAAAUGCUUAUCAGGACUUGCUGCUGGCCAAGAAGAAGCCAGAAAGUGAGCAAGGUCGUAGAACUUCCCUAGAAAAGUUCACUCGCAGUGUGUGCUGCUGGCGCAGAGUCAGAAUGGCCGCUGCAUUUCACCCCCGAGGUGGCUUCCUUCCAGCAGUGGGGAAAGUCGCUGGCGGGCAAGCGCCUCACGGGCCUGAUGCAGUCCUCCUGACCGUUCCCACCGCAGGUCCAGGGCCCGGGCCCGCGGACCCCACGGGCAGGCGGCGGCGCUCCACAUCCGCAGACAGAGUUUCCUUACGGGGAGACUUGGUCACUGUGAAGGAGAAAGAUUGUAUUCCAACACUCCACUCGCUAAGAGGCCCUGAUCCCAGCUCAUUCAGGGGAGAACACGUCGUGGGGUUCCUGUCACGACUACCACUUGAGAUUCUAUUAUUAUCCUCACUCCCCUGCUAUCUUGGGGUCACACCUUCUGGCAAAUUCAAGAGGAAUGAGUGGACCAAGAGCACAUCCAGUAUUUUCAUCACCUCCCUGGCACCUCCCAUAGUUACAGCCACUACAUCCCCAACGCCGCCUGUCAUCCCUCACGUCUCUGUGGCCACCCGGGUGUCACCGCCAGCACCAGGCACCGCUUUCACGUAAAAUGUCCAAAUCACGUCUUCGGCAAGAAAGCAACCUCAUGGAUUGCCCCACCUCAAGUUCUUUCCACCCUCUUUGAGAUCAGCGUUCGGAGAGGUCCCCGCCAGCCUGGUGGCUGCCCUCAGGUCCCAUCACAUGUCUCAAGGGUCCAGCGUUCGCGGAAGCACUGGUGAAGAUGACAGAGCUUGUUUCACAGCUGCGGGAAUUCUGCUGACCAUCUUUUAGAAAAUUAUUUCAUAAUUUAUUCUGGUUUGCCCCCUUGCUCCUUGAUUUAUUCCCUCAUGUUUUACUCAAAAUAAAACAUGGCCAUGAACUCAGGGGCCAUUGGGCUUCUCCCCUCUGGCAGCCCCAGGUGGGAGCUGGGAGGGUCCCCAGCCCAAGAGGUGGCUGGACUGCAGGGCUGGCAGCCCCCACGUGGUAGCAUCCUGACAGGCAUGGUAAGGCGCUUGCUGGGUCAGGUCUCCUGUGUGUGUGAAGCUGGAGCAGAGUAUGCUGCGAAGGGACCAGGCCAGGCCACAGGGUUCUCCUCCCAGUCUUUAUCUGAAGGCCCAGCCAAAGCGCCCCUCUAAACCAGUCGCCUAGGGGAAGUGCAAAAAUCUGCAAAAGAUCCACCUGUAUUCCCUCUGUGUGUGUGUCAAAAAUGACCGUUUGCCAACCUGGCUGUGAGGUAAUGUAUGUAAAGCACCGAGUCAGGUGCCUGAUACGUAGUAGGUGCUUAGCAAACGGUAGCUAAUACUAUCAUCAUUGUCAUUGUUAUUGUGACACCCAUGAGCCCACAGACAGAGCUGUACUAAGUAACCUGUUUUUGAAUCCAGACAUUCACUCCCCCACUUGCUAUGACUAUCCUCCUUUGAUCUAUUUUUGGCCAUAGGUAAAAAAAUCUCUCGUGGGAGCAUAUAAACAAAAAACAUAGAAGCAAUAAAGCGAUCGCUGGUAUUUCUUUUCUCAUGUAGCCAAAUUCACCAGCCGGUGACUGAAGGCUCAGAUGCUUGCUUAUUUGCAGACCCGGCCUCCUGGGUGCUCCCCAAUGACCCAUCCUUCCACCCCACCACCUCCGAGUCCUGUCUAUGUCUGCUUCCACACAGCCCUGUCCCCAGGGCACCAGCCUUCUGUCCCUCACAGCAGUGCCGCCACAGGCAUUAGGAGUCUUCCUUAUGUUGUAUCCUUGUGAGUUCUUGACUGCCAUGCCCCAGUUUCCCUCUCUCGGAGGCACAGUGGAAACUGGAGAGAUGACAGAUGUGGAGUCCUCAGUGUCUCCAGAUGUGGCAAUUCUUGCUGGACACCUGCACAUGCUCAGCACAGAGGCUGGUACUUUGGAGGCAGUAACCACUUGAUGAGUGCAUGAAUGACAUGAAGCCCCAUUAUGGGGUCUUUUGACAGGCCCCUUUCAUCCCCUUUCUCUUUGUAUAAACCUCCUGUUUCAGAACAAAAUUGUAGUCUAAGUUCAUUUGCAGCCUUGCCCAAGGAUCCCCAGGCUGUGCUGACCCCCAGGAAUAGGGCAAAGGGCAUUCCCAAACAGCAGGCACCUCAGUGCCCUCAGUUAUCCUGGGCAAGGGGCCUGGCUGCCCCCUGCUUCUCCCCACGGUGCAGGGGCAUUCUAAGCUAGGCUGCAGACAGGGCAGGGUUGGCUUCUCGGCCAUUCCUUCUGUGCCCCCUUCUUCUGACUGGUGUCUCCCUGGAGAUCCCCCGAGGAUCUGCCCAGAGCCAGGUGGUCUCUGGCCCUGAGAUAGAGCUGGCUGCAGGCUUACAAGCACUUCUGGGGACAUCCAGAGGGGAAGGGCAGUAAGCACAACGGAGGUAAGGGACUUCAGAUGGACUCAAACCCAGAGCAAUAACCCUCUCACACCACCCUGCACUAAGGCACCCAUGUUCCCCAGUAGAUCAAGCCAGAGGCUUGCAAGAAGGGAGUGGAAUGAGGCUGCCUAUCCAAAGUCCAUCUACCACACAGACCUUGGUCAUGUAAGUACAUUUGGAAGAUCUGUUCUUGGCCCGUUCCCCACUGGCCUAGUCUACACAGCCAAAAAUUCAGACUAGAUUAGAUGUUUGCAGGCAAUUCUGUAGCAAAGCAGGUUCCCCUACCCUGUCCUGCCCGCUAGAAGCUGCCUUAGCCUCCCUGAAUGGGUGUGGUCUCUGGGCCUAGGACUCCUCCCUAAGAGGAAAAGCGCUCUCCAGCCACAUCUUAGCAGCCCCACAGCCACAGCAUCAGGGCAGCUGCAGCAAGUGACCAACCACCCACCGGGUUAGAUACACAAGGCACCAGGCACUGGCAUCUGACUAAAAUAACCUUUCCCUACAUGGGAAGAAGAAAGCUUGUAGGUUGGCACAUAUAAAUGUCCAGCCACAACCAGAUGGCCUGACCUAAGCAGCAGGAACUCUCUUGGGAGGAGCCUCCUGCCCUUCCAGAAAGUGAUGUGUCAGCUUUGUUCUCCUGGGAAGGUGUUGCUAUACCCCAGGAACAAAGCAAGGCCCAACUACCAGUGCAGUCAGCCGGGCCUGCGCUCCAGGCUCACCGCCGCUGAGUGGUCAGGUACCGGGCCGGCACCCUGGGAGGGACCUCUUGUGACUCUGAGUUGCAGCUUGGACUAGCUGAACACAUGGGGACAUGCUCCAGGGGCUUCUUCCCUGGCAGGAUUCCUGGGAUGUUCUAACUACCUCACCAACAGGAUGCUAAGCCGGGAGCCUGCCACCCUACUGGCUCCCUUGGUGAUUAUGGAAGGUGAUGUUUUUCCUAAAAUGCAUCCCUCCUGUUCUGUUCCAAAUACAUGAGCUUCAAAAACCGCCACCAGGAAAGCCUUCCCAGAAGAGGGAAAGGAUUGAGGGCUCUCUUCCUUUGGGCCCUGCAAAAUGUAUUGGAGGGAGGUGUUGCUGCAAGGUCCAGGAGCUGGGAAGCUCUGGGCUCGGGGGGAGAUAAUGCACCACCAGCCUCGAAAAGGAGCUGCCCAAGUUGAAUAUGUAGCAAAGACCAUGGGAUAAGUUGAAUAGUGGCCAAAUGAAUCACUAAUAACUCACCAUGGGACCCUCUGAAGAGAGGCCUGUGCUCGUGUAACCAUAGCAACAGCAGAUGCCAGCAACCUACUCAUUAGUACCACCCAGUGAUAAGGCAUCCCCUGGGCUAGACCCAGGGGCCAUAAAGUAGCAAAGUAGCAAAUGUAGCAAUAAGGGGCCCGGGUCUAUGUGGCGACAGGGUCCAAAUGACCAGGCCUCGGCCCUCUCCCCAGCCCCGAUGAGGGCUCAGAGCCAGCUGCUGUCAGCUGUCUGGGGAGGGAAGGCCCUGCUCCACACCGGGGACCCCUGUUCUAUACUCUAAGCCCACUCACCGCAUGAUCACGGACACGUCGGAAUGGCCUCCUCUUAGUGCAUGUGGUUCUCAUUAGUUUAUUUUUCUGGAAUUUGGGGAUUGGACCCCAGAACCAAACAUGCUGGUACAGUCUAAAAAUAAAUGACUUGAACCCACUUCAAUCCA